AUGCCUGCGGUAUCUAGUCACGGAUUCGUGCGCACGCUUGAAGCGCGAGAAUGGAGGGAUACAGUCGGUCAGUCCGGCAUGACACCGACGGCUUUUAGUUUCCUGAUUCCCGUCUUCGUUGUCGCUAUUGUGGCGCCGUUUUUGUGUAUAUUCUGCAUCCGGAAAAGACGGCAAGCCGUCCCUGUUCCAGCGCGCCCACCACCCAAGACGAAGAAGCCGGCACUUAGACGUGCAGAAGCAAGAGAGAAAUUGAACGAAGUUACCGAAGUAGUGAGCCUUUCCGGAACCACAUCUCGACAAAGCCGUGAUGGCGCAGAGAACGACGAGGGGAGAUUGGAAGUGGUAGAGUCGCGCUCGGUUUUAGAACGAGAAUGCGCAAUAUGUCUUUCCACUCUUCACGCUCCCGCCCCACCCGAACCCGCCAAACUUUCCCCAGAAACCCCAAUAACUGAUGAUGCCGCCCUGCCCGCCUCCCUUCCACAAUCCGACUCCCUUGACCCAUCAGCCACAACCACCACUACACCCGAAAAUGAAACCAUCCUCAAGCUCUCCGUCUGCGGCCACGAAUUCCAUGCAGAUUGUUUAGUCUCUUGGUUCGUCUUGCGCAAAACAAGCUGUCCGAUAUGCCGAUCCACGUAUAUGAGCAAGGAAGCCAUGGAGCAGCAUGAUGAGGAAGAAAGGAUAGCUUUAGGCGGAGAUGUGACGCCCGCGGUGUUGGAGGCCGGAACUGCGGUCCAAUCGCAGGCAGUGCCAGUAAGCAACUGGCGUUACUUCCUGCAUGGAAGUGGCAUAAGGAGACACCAAGAGACACAGGCACAGGCACAGGCUCAGCCUGCAGUGGAGCUACAGAACCGCACUCCACAGACGGUAGAGCAACAUGGGGCUGAUGCUGUAGUAACAGCAGAGGCGGCAGUGCAGCAGCCAGAGCAGCCUUCUAGGCCAAGGUGGCGGAGGUUGUUGAGAAUGUGA
Messenger RNA from Alternaria arborescens, 969 nucleotides. RefSeq lists its product as hypothetical. The record is from RefSeq and is a predicted model, not a curated record. Gene Ontology annotation, molecular function: zinc ion binding. NCBI's taxonomy places the organism in Eukaryota, Fungi, Ascomycota, Dothideomycetes, Pleosporales, Pleosporaceae. The transcript has 3 exons. Bases 1 to 969 code for a protein of 322 amino acids. Gene Ontology annotation, biological process: protein ubiquitination.